Drosophila gunungcola (fruit fly) is the source of this 973-nucleotide messenger RNA. RefSeq lists its product as uncharacterized. Bases 452 to 973 code for a protein of 173 amino acids. Lineage: Eukaryota; Metazoa; Arthropoda; Insecta; Diptera; Drosophilidae. The transcript is spliced from 5 exons. The record is from RefSeq and is a predicted model, not a curated record.
CUGAUUUGGGUUUGUUUACAUUUAAUUUGUCACGAGUGAAAACAAAGAAAAUUUAAAAUGAUUGAGUGCAGUGAAAAUUUAAGGGAUCAGCGAAUAUAUGUCAUGCUAUCAUGGGACUCGCAAAUUUGGAGGAGGAGGAAGAUGAGCUGGCGAAGGUGUUCCAGGGAUUUGUUGAGGAAAUCGUACUGCCACCGCAGUUGUUAAAAAAAAGCGAAAGUCUCCAUGCGUAUGGGCGUCUAAUCGUUAUGGUACCUUUUGGGAACGGGACGUGACUGAAAACUCAGAUGCCUUAUUUAAGGAAAGUUUUCGCGUGGAGAGGGAACACUUCAACACCUUGGUGGAACAGCUGCAAGGCCUUAAGAAAAAGGACACCAACUUCAGGGACGCCAUACCCUUAGACAAGCGAAUAGCUAUCGCCUUGUACACGUUGGGGUCGUCAGCGGAGUCUUCCAUGGUUGGCAAAAUUUUGCAUGAGUUCUGCUUCGAGCUGUACCGGGUGUUUGCUCCAAUAUAUUUGCCCCGUGAGUUCCUCACACAGGAGAAAGUGGAAGAGUGCGUCAGGGGAUUCGAAGCUCAUGGAUUCCGGCAAUGCUUUGGAGCAAUUGAUGGUAGUCAUAUUGAGAUUCGCCCAGCCGCCGCCGAGGCCAUCGACUAUUACAAUUAUAAAAGGUGGUAUUCGACUUUCCUUUUUGCAUUGGUUGAUUACAGAUACAGAUUUCUGUAUGUCAACGUGGGCUGCUCGGGCCGCUGCCACGAUUCCCAAGUUUAUGAGAGUUCAGCGUUGAAAAGUAUUUUGGACAAUACUGAUCUAUUUCGAGCCAACUCCAAACGCAUAAACGAAACAGAUGUGCCUGUUGUUUUGCUGGGCGACUCGGCAUUUAGGUUUUCAACAACCUUGAUGAAGCCGUAUCCUUUCAGCGUCGCUGCCACUGAGGACGAAAAGGCAUUUAAUUAUGAUUGGAAAGGGCCUUGA